GGAUUGUCUUAUAAUCCAUAUCCCCUAUACUCUCCUUGGAAUUUCAUGUUUCCUCUAUUCACUUGAUUUCCUUUUUAGUUCUUCUCUUUUAUUUCCUCUUAGAUUAAGACUACUGAGGCAGCUAUUUCACUUCGCUUCGGGCCACUUGAGCCAUAGUCCCCGUUACAAUGUCAACCCGGAACCUAGACGGAGAAACCUUGUCUUUUGAAUCCACCGCAGCCCCUUCUCGCACCGAAAGCGUAAGGUAUCCUACUGCCCAGAGUCACACCGACAUCGAUUUCAGCCAACUCGAGAAGACUCUCACAAAACAAGAGAGAGAAGAGAAGGCCCAAGAUGAAGAGCUCCACGAGCUGGCAAGAAGGUUCACCAGGCAGUCCCGUGCAUCUGUGUACGACAAGAACCCUUUCGAGUCCGACGAGGAUUCGAUCCUGAAUCCAAAUUCGCCAAACUUCCAACCAAGAGCAUUCACAAAGUCAGUGCUUAAUCUCCAAGCACGCGAUCCGGAAAAAUGGAAGCAACGGACGGCCGGAUUCGCCUUCAAAGACCUGAACGUAUAUGGUUUUGGUUCAGGGACUGAUUACCAGAAGACUGUGGGAAACGUCUUGCUCCAGGCCUUUGGCAUGGCUAAGAAACUUUUCGGUCAAGGGAAGCCCGGAAAGAUCGACAUCCUCCGGAAUAUGGAUGGUGUUGUGAAUCAUGGUGAAAUGUUGGUUGUACUCGGUCCUCCCGGAAGUGGAUGUUCAACCUUUCUCAAAACCAUUGCGGGAGAAACCCAUGGUUUCUACAUCGACGACAAAUCGCAAAUCAACUAUCAAGGAAUCGAACCGAAGCAAAUGCACAACGAUUUUCGAGGCGAAGCCAUCUAUACUGCAGAGGUCGACGUGCACUUUCCUAUGCUUACCGUUGGCCAAACCCUCGAAUUUGCGGCUCAAGCAAGAUCCCCUCGACAUAUACCUGGCGGCUUAGCGCGAAAUCAAUACGCUGCAUACCUUCGCGAUGUCAUGAUGGCCGUCUUCGGUAUCAGCCACACUGUCAACACUCGAGUUGGGAACGACUUUAUCCGUGGCGUGAGUGGUGGUGAGCGGAAGCGUGUCACCAUUGCCGAAGCAGCCCUUAGUGGCGCGCCGCUUCAAUGUUGGGAUAAUAGUACUCGGGGACUGGACAGUGCGAACGCCAUUGAAUUCUGCAAAACUCUUCGGCUUUCGACCGAUCUUGCCGGAUCCACUGCGGUGGUUGCUAUCUAUCAAGCGCCUCAAAGUGCUUACGAUAUCUUCGAUAAAGUAGUUGUGCUCUAUGAGGGCCGUCAAAUCUACUUUGGCAAGACCACUGAGGCGAGGGAAUACUUCGUCAAUCUUGGCUUUGAUUGCCCAGAUCGGCAAACGACUGCGGAUUUCCUGACGUCUAUGACAAGUCCCCAAGAGCGUAUUGUACGACGGGGAUUUGAGAACAGAGUUCCGCGCACUCCUGACGAUUUUGCUCAAGCUUGGCGGAACAGCCCCGAGCGAGUUGCGUUACUCAAGGACGUUGGCAGCUACAAUCAGAAGUAUGCUCCCGGUGGCCAACAUCUAGAAGAAUUCAAAGAUUCUCGAAGGGUUCAGCAAUCAAAGAAUCAGCGAGUUACCAGUCCUUUCACAUUGUCAUAUGGUGGACAGAUUGCACUUUGUGUUCGGCGUGGUUUCUGGAGGCUGAAGGGCGAUCCAAGCCUAACUCUCACUCAACUUUUUGGUAACUCCAUAAUGGGUCUUAUUAUCAGCAGUAUCUUCUACAACAUUUCGUCCACUAGCGAUAGCUUCUUCACGAGAAGCGCGCUUUUAUUCUUCGCCAUAUUAAUGAGUGCUUUUAGUAGUGCUUUAGAGAUUCUGACACUUUACGCUCAACGUCCCAUUGUUGAAAAGCACUCUCGAUACGCUCUCUACCACCCGUCCUGUGAGGCUAUUGCUUCUAUGCUUACAGACAUGCCCUACAAAAUAUGCAACACCAUCAUCUUCAAUCUCAUCAUCUACUUCAUGACAAAUUUAAACCGAGAGCCUGGAAACUUCUUCUUCUUCCUGUUGAUAUCAUUUAUGCUGACAAUGGUAAUGUCCAUGUUGUUCCGAACAAUUGCUUCGGUCUCUCGAACUCUAUCUCAGGCCAUGGCUCCAGCAGCUCUCUUGAUCUUGGCUAUCGUUAUUUAUACUGGAUUUGCUCUCCCAGUUCCGAAUAUGCGGGGCUGGGCCAGAUGGAUUAACUAUCUCGAUCCUGUUGCCUAUGGCUUCGAAAGUCUCAUGAUUAAUGAGUUUGCUGGACGCAAAUUCGAAUGCCCUCCCUCCAUGUUCGUGCCAAGUGGACCUUCAUAUAUGAAUUUGGAAUCGACUCAAAAAAUCUGUGCGUCUGUUGGCGCCGUGCCUGGCGCCAGUUCGGUUGAUGGGACAGCUUACAUCAUGUCUGCCUUUCAGUACGAUCCAUCUCAUAAAUGGAGAAACUUUGGCAUCUUAGUCGCGUUCAUGGUUGGACUCUGCGCUACCUACAUAGCUGCAACCGAAUACAUCUCGGCGAAGAAAUCAAAGGGUGAAGUCCUUCUCUUCCGACGAGGACAUGCCCCUUCAGCUCUACUUAAGAACACUACUGGUGAUGAGGAAGCUGCAAGUGGCGAAGCUGCUACGAUAGACAGAACAGCUACUCAUAUAUCAACAAUGAUUGAGAAACAAACGGCCAUUUUCCAUUGGGAGGAUGUUUGUUACGAUAUCAAGAUUAAAGGCGAACCUCGCCGGAUUCUAGAUCACGUUGACGGUUGGGUAAAACCUGGUACAUUAACAGCGCUCAUGGGUGUCUCUGGUGCUGGUAAAACCACCUUACUUGACGUUCUGGCUACCCGCACAACUAUGGGCGUUAUUACUGGAGGCAUGUUUGUCGACGGUAGCGAACGUGAUGCCUCUUUCCAACGUAAAACUGGCUAUGUCCAACAGCAAGAUCUUCACCUGUCCACGUCGACUGUUCGCGAGGCCUUGAACUUCAGUGCCCUCCUCCGCCAACCUGCGAAGGUUCCUCGCCAAGAGAAACUCGAUUAUGUAAACGAUGUGAUCAAGUUGCUAGAUAUGGAAGAGUAUGCCGAUGCUAUUGUCGGUGUGCCUGGUGAAGGCCUCAACGUUGAACAGCGCAAACGCUUGACAAUCGGCGUCGAACUCGCUGCGAAGCCGGAAUUGCUUCUUUUCCUUGACGAGCCCACUUCAGGCUUAGACAGUCAAACCUCGUGGGCGAUUUGUGACUUGAUGGAAAAAUUAACCAAGAAUGGCCAAGCAGUUUUGUGCACAAUCCAUCAACCCUCCGCGAUGCUUUUCCAAAGAUUUGACAGAUUGCUCUUUCUUGCCAAAGGAGGAAGGACCGUUUAUUUUGGCGAAGUCGGACAAAACGCAUCGAUUCUUAGCAACUACUUCGAGCGAAACGGAGCGUUUGCAUGCCCGGAGGAUGCAAACCCGGCCGAAUGGAUGUUAGAGGUUAUCGGUGCGGCACCAGGCUCCACUACUGAAGUCGAUUGGGCUUCAACUUGGAGGGAUAGCCCUGAGUACCAAGACGUGCAUCGCGAGCUUCAACGCCUCAAGGACGAAAGGCCCCCAAUUUCGCAGCCUUCAUCGGCGCCGGUUGGGGAGGGCAGCUAUCGUGAAUUUGCAGCUCCAUUUACUUUCCAGCUAAUAGAGGUCACCAAGCGUGUCUUCGAGCAAUAUUGGCGUACGCCUUCUUACAUAUACUCCAAGACAGCACUAUGCGUCUCGUCGGCGCUCUUCAUCGGCUUCUCCUUCUUCAAAGCAGGGACUAAUAGACAAGAGCUGCAGAACCAAAUGUUUUCCAUCUUCAUGCUCUUCACGAUAUUUGGCCAGCUAGUUCAGCAGAUCAUGCCGCAUUUCGUCACUCAGCGCUCCCUCUACGAAGCUCGCGAGCGCCCGUCGAAAACCUAUUCCUGGCAGACAUUCAUGCUCUCGAACAUCAUAGUCGAGCUGCCCUGGAACAGUCUAAUGGCCGUCCUCAUAUUCUUCUGCUGGUACUAUCCCAUUGGGCUCUACCGCAACGCCGAGCCUACGGGCACGGUGCAUGAGCGCGGCGGACUCAUGUUCUUGCUGAUUUGGGAGUUCCUCCUCUUCACAUCGACCUUCACCAACAUGGUGAUCGCAGCCAUCGAAACUGCCGAGACCGGAGGCAACAUCGCUAACCUCAUGUUCAUGAUGACGCUUAUCUUCUGCGGUGUCCUCGCGUCCCCCGACGUCUUCCCCCGCUUUUGGAUCUUCAUGUAUCGCCUCUCGCCAUUCACAUACCUCGUCGACGCCAUGUUAUCCGUCGGAGUCGCCAACACCAAAGUGGUCUGUGCCGCAAACGAACUGCUCCACUUUGACCCGUCCGCAAACCAAACCUGCCUUGAAUACAUGAGCGAUUUCAUGUCCGUCGCUGGCGGGCAAGUGCUCAACCCUUCGGCCACCGCGGAUUGCAGCUACUGCGCCCUGGAUUCGACAAACCAGUUUUUGGAGUCUAUUUCUUCGUCGUACGACCAUAGAUGGCGCAACUUCGGGCUUCUUUGGGUGUAUAUUAUUUUCAAUGCUGUUAUGGCUUUGGUUUUGUAUUGGGCGGUUAGAGUGCCCAAGGGUGCGAAAAGGGCGACGAAGGAAGUAAAACAAGAGAAGAAGUGAGAGGGGACGAUAGAGAGAGAGGGAUAAAGGAGGGAAUGAAAACUAGACUGACAUAGUAUAGAAAGAGAAGAUAGAACAAGGGCAAUAGGAGCAUCAUUAGACUUAACUAUUACGCUAGCUAGCACAGCACCAU
This is a messenger RNA of Pseudogymnoascus verrucosus, 4788 nucleotides long. RefSeq names its product ZEB2-regulated ABC transporter 1. Bases 168 to 4655 code for a protein of 1495 amino acids. Gene Ontology annotation, biological process: transmembrane transport. The record is from RefSeq and is a predicted model, not a curated record. The transcript is spliced from 11 exons. Gene Ontology annotation, molecular function: ATP binding; ABC-type transporter activity; ATP hydrolysis activity. Gene Ontology annotation, cellular component: membrane. Lineage: Eukaryota; Fungi; Ascomycota; Leotiomycetes; Thelebolales; Thelebolaceae.